Lactuca sativa (garden lettuce) is the source of this 1842-nucleotide messenger RNA. Its product is annotated as UDP-glycosyltransferase 91D1. NCBI's taxonomy places the organism in Eukaryota, Viridiplantae, Streptophyta, Magnoliopsida, Asterales, Asteraceae. The record is from RefSeq and is a predicted model, not a curated record. Gene Ontology annotation, molecular function: UDP-glucosyltransferase activity.
UAUAAGAUCUAUUUUCUAUUUUUUUUUUUUUUGAAAGAAUAUCACAGAAUAGGUUUUCAUAGGAUUUAUACUAAAUGAGAGUAUGUUAUUUGUAGGAAUACUAAAAAUGGAUGAUUAAUUAAUUGGAUAACUAAUGGAAAAUGGUAACUGCCGAUUUAAUAUGUUGAUCUUCUGAAAUUAAUAAAUUCAAACGAAGGCACGCCGAAGAUCGGAUCACCAUUAUCAUCUACAUUUUACCGGCAAUGCCUACCACCGACUCCGACGGCAGUAAGCAGCUCCAUGUGGUGAUGUUCCCAUGGCUUGCUUUCGGUCACAUCAUCCCUUUCCUUGAACUUUCUAAAUCAAUAGCCCAAAAAGGUCACAAAGUCUCUUUUCUUUCCACAACUCGAAACAUCCAACGUAUCCCAAACCUCCCUUCUCACCUCUCACCACUUAUAAACUUGGUUCCACUCACUCUUCCACGUCUUCACCAGCUGCCACAGGAUGCAGAAGCCACCAUGGAUGUCCGCACUGAAGAUAUUCAAUACCUCAAGAAGGCCUUCGAUGGUCUUCAGCUAGAAGUCACUCGGUUUCUUGAGUCAGAGUCCCCAGACUGGAUUAUUUAUGAUUUUGCUCCCUACUGGUUGCCGAAGAUCGCUGCUGGCCUCGGCAUCUCGCGAGCCUUCUUCUCCAUAUUCAAGGCAUGGUUCAUCGCUUUUUUAGCAGAGUCACCGGAGGACAUGAUAAACGGUUCCGAUGAUCGGACGUCGGUUGAGGAUUUCCUGGUGCCAGCCAAGUGGCUUCCGUUUCCUUCGAAAAUAUGCUACCGGAGGCAUGAAGCUAACUGGAUGGUGGGAGGUUGUUCUCCUAAUGCUUCUGGGGUUUCAGAUGCUUAUCGUAGCGGGAUGAUUUUGAAGGGUUCUAACUGUUUGUUUAUAAGACAUUCCUACGAAUUUGAACCCCAAUGGAUGACCGUUGUACAAGAGCUGCACCACCUCCCGGUGGUUCCAGUAGGCCUAAUGCCACCGGCCACAGCGGUGGAGGUAGAAAACGGGAAAGAUGACACGUGGCUAACAAUCAAGAACUGGCUCGAUGGUCAACAAAAAGGUCAUGUGGUGUACGUGGCAUUAGGAAGUGAAGUUAUGCUGAGCAAAACUGAUGUGAGUGAGUUAGCCCUGGGUCUCGAGCUCUCUGGGUUGCCAUUCUUUUGGGCUUUUAGAAAACCGGCGGGUUCCACCGAGUCAGACUCGGUUGAAUUGCCAGACGGGUUCUUGGAGAGAAUCUGGAACCGUGGGAUAGUGUGGACGAGUUGGGUACCUCAGUUACAGAUACUGAGUCAUGACUCGGUUGGUGGUUUCUUGACUCACUGUGGUUGGGGCUCGAUUGUGGAAGGGCUAAUGUUUGGUCAUCCUUUAAUCAUGCUUCCGUUUUUGGUGGACCAAGGGCUGAAUGCCCGAGCAUUGGUCGACAAAAAUGUAGGAAUUGAGGUGCCAAGAAACGAGGAAGAUGGGUCCUUCACCAAGAACUCGGUGGCCGACUCACUGAGUUUGGUAGUUGUUGAAGAUGAAGGGAAGGUCUACAAGGAGAAUGCGGUGGCUUUGAGCCGAAUAUUUGGCGACAUGAAGCUACAACAGAAGUAUACAGACGACUUUGUAGAAUAUUUGGAAAAACAUAGGUACAACCCUUGAUUAAAUGGUUGUUACUUGUUAAGGUUUGUUUAAAUGGCAGAAUAAAUGAAGAUAACAUGGGUUGUUACCUUUGUUUAAAGUGAUUGCAUUGAUAAGAACCAUGAUGAGCCAUUGAAGUAUUAAUUUGGUACUUGGACAUAAUAAGAUGUUUUAUUCAAGCAUUAUAUCUUUUUCA